AUGGCGUUUCAAAUAUCGAUCGGCGAUGUAUUGAUGCUGUCGAAGCUCGCCUGGGAUAUCUCGCAGGCGUUCACAUCAGGCAGGAAGUCAGCACCAGCAGAGUUCCAGGAAGUGCAGAAUCAGCUCAGUUCACUCACGCAUGCACUGGAAUCAUUGAAAUCAUUGUCCAGGGUGUCAACAGGACAGGACAAUGAGGGCCCAGUCAGCAGUAUCGCACCGAUCCUGCAGAACUGCCGCUUCACUCUGGAACACCUUGACGCUCUCGUAAAAAAGUAUAUGAUUAUCGAGAAUGACGGAUCGGGUGACUCAGAGAAAAAGCGAUGGCGAGAGGAGAUCCGGAAGAACUGGAAAAAAGUGCGGUGGACAAGGGAAGGAGGUGAUCUGACGAGGCUGCAGCAUAAUCUCGGAGUCCAUAUCAACAGCCUCAACCUUACAAUCGCGGUUCUAAACAGCGAGAUUAAUCAGAACAUGGGCCAGCGAGUAGAGAACGUUCAUGGAAUGCUGGGAGAGAUCUAUGACUGGUUCAUCAGCAACUUGAAAAACCGAACGAUGAGCUUCUAUGAGCCUUCCUCGAAACCACGAGAGACACCGCCGGAGCUGUCUUUUUCACUGCACCUGGCAGAUUCCGAGCCGUUUGGCCCUGCUGCUCUAUGCGACAAUGCGUCUUUGAAUGUGGAGUCGCUCCGAAAUCCAGAACAGCCUAUGUUCAAGUGCAACUGUCAGCUUCGACGCACUAGAUACGGGGACAUCCACGAUGAAGAGCUGAUGCAAUACUUUGUCUUGGAAAAUAUGGCUCUCCUCUGGCAGAACAUCCCGGCUUACCAGUCUUAUAAUCCGAAAUAUAACCCCAUCAAGAUUGAAAAUGUGAAGUUGACAGCCAACGGACACACCUACUCUACGGGCCCUAUCGAAGCAGUCCAGCUGGUCCACUACCGGAAUUUAACUGGCGAUGGAGCGUGGGUGUUCAAUGAGACGGCAGAUGCGAUUUUGGUUGCCCGCUUAAAUUCCCUCCCAAUUGACUCGACAGAGGACGAAGCAUUCGAAUUUACCGUCACUGGUGAGCUCCCGAAGCUCUGUGAGCUAGCGAGCAAAAGAGCUAAACUUUCCCAGUGGGCAUUCAGACGCAUAUUACGCAUGGAGAAUCUGCAUCAGAUGUUCGUAUAUCUGAAGCGGACUGUCUUUCCAGGACAAAGUCUGGGCAAGAAAACCUGGUGA
This is a messenger RNA of Aspergillus lentulus, 1215 nucleotides long. Lineage: Eukaryota; Fungi; Ascomycota; Eurotiomycetes; Eurotiales; Aspergillaceae. The record is from RefSeq and is a predicted model, not a curated record.